GCGCAAGGCCCUGGGCGCUGCGGAUACUUAAUUUUGAAAUACUUAAGAAGUGAAUACCUCUGGAUUUUGGAACAAAAUUGGACGUUUAUAUGGAUGAAAUGCUGCAACUGUUCUCAAACUCUAUUACAAACUGAUUUCAAUCAUUGCAUCAUCUUUGUUGAGUAACAGAAGUUCUACUCCUCACUGAUCAAUGUGACAGUGUUCAGUAGUUUACGAGAUGAGCCAAACUCGUGGGAAGUAUGACUUCUGUAUAGGUCUGGUGUUGGCUAUGAGUUCCAGCAUUUUCAUUGGAGGAAGUUUCAUCCUGAAAAAGAAAGGACUCCUCCGGUUAGCCAGGAAAGGCUCCAUGAGAGCAGGUCAAGGUGGUCAUGCAUACCUUAAGGAGUGGCUGUGGUGGGCUGGACUUCUUUCAAUGGGAGCUGGCGAAGUUGCAAACUUUGCUGCCUAUGCUUUUGCACCAGCUACAUUAGUGACUCCCCUAGGAGCUCUCAGUGUUCUUGUAAGUGCCAUUCUGUCAUCCUUCUUUUUAAAUGAAAAACUUAAUUUACAUGGAAAAAUAGGGUGUUUGUUAAGUAUACUGGGAUCAACAGUGAUGGUGAUACAUGCUCCUCAAGAGGAAGAAGUAGAAACUUUGGAUGAAAUGUCCCACAAACUAGGGGAUCCAGGUUUUGUGGUCUUCGCAACGCUUGUUGUCAUUGUGUCUUUAAUUCUAAUAUGYGUGGUGGGACCUCGUCAUGGACAGACCAACAUUCUCGUGUACAUAACGAUUUGCUCUGUAAUCGGAGCCUUAUCCGUCUCCUGUGUAAAAGGUUUGGGCAUCGCUAUAAAGGAACUUUUCGCRGGAAAACCAGUUCUGAAGCAUCCCUUGUCUUGGAUUCUGCUGCUAAGCCUUACUGUCUGUGUGAGCACGCAGAUCAACUAUUUAAACAGGGCUCUGGAUAUAUUCAACACWUCAAUAGUGACUCCAAUAUAUUAUGUAAUCUUCACAACAUCUGUUUUAACUUGUUCUGCCAUCCUUUUCAAGGAAUGGCAACACAUGGCGGCUGAUGACAUUAUUGGCACCUUCAGUGGCUUCCUGACGAUUAUUGUGGGGAUCUUUUUAUUGCAUGCCUUCAAAGAUGUUAACUUCACCCUAGCAAACCUGCCCCUCUCUCUGCGGAAGGAUGACAGAGCAGCAAAUGGCACUUUGCUGAACACAUACGACAGCUUUCAUAAUGAUGAAGAAAGUUCUGCCUGCCUAGGUGAAAUGCAAUCCACUGAGAGUCUCUCAGCCAGGAGAAAUGGAAGUCUGUCAGCCUUCUAAAAAUACCCAYGUGUUACUUAUGAAAAGAACAAUUCUGUAACCCUGGAAUUUUUUUUUUCUGCUGUGAAAUGUCUGAGCUUGUCUGGAAAUUUAUGUACUUUUUAACAGUAUGUGUAGACAAUCGUUGAUUUUUAAGUUUGAUUAGUUUGGAUAAAGAACACUGAAACUUUUUUUUUGCCUUAUUUUUACUUUAAAAAGUACUAAAAUGACCUCAGACCACAAUUGGUUGUGUUGCUUAAGUUAUGUGUAAAUACUUUCAUUUCAUUCUUCUGUUUUUAAGAUGUAUUGCACUAAUGACAAUUUUAUCAAAAAUAAAUGGCUUUAUUUCUGCAUUGGUGGUAAAAAGGUUGCAGUGAACCUGGAUCCUUUUGUACUUGUGCCCUGACUGACCAUGGAGUGACUGUAACCAUGUUGAAACAGGAGCUGCAGCAACUGCUCCUGUCCUAGUUUGUGAAAGAGAAAAGGGAAAGCUAUAACCGAGGACAACUGAUGCUUUGAAAACACUGGUUAGGUAAAGCUGUGUGAAAAACUUGCUGGAUUUGCAUAAAAAACCCCCACCUUUACGAAAUCAGAUUAACUGGCUGGCAGAAACAAGAAGGGAGGAACUUCUGCUCUGUUUGGGUAGGUGAGGUGGUAGCUCCUGCCAUGACAAUUUAUGUAGAAGGAAGGAUCUGAGUCAUUACCAGUAGCCACAGAAGCUGUUUCCUCUUCAGUAAAAGAGGUCAGGUCGUGUCUGUGCUGCACCAUGCUGCCCUGGCUCUGCAGACCUGUUCUGUGUUCCUAAUGUUACAGCUCGAACUCAGAACUGCUAUUUUUUUUU
This is a messenger RNA of Malurus melanocephalus (red-backed fairy wren), 2123 nucleotides long. It is a transcript of the gene NIPA2, whose product is annotated as NIPA magnesium transporter 2. Gene Ontology annotation, molecular function: magnesium ion transmembrane transporter activity. The record is from RefSeq and is a predicted model, not a curated record. Gene Ontology annotation, cellular component: membrane. The transcript has 8 exons. Gene Ontology annotation, biological process: magnesium ion transport. NCBI's taxonomy places the organism in Eukaryota, Metazoa, Chordata, Aves, Passeriformes, Maluridae. The coding region runs from base 218 to 1303 and encodes 361 amino acids.